AAGAAGCUCCAGUAGCGCUCUCUGGCGGCUUGAAGUCAUUAAUUUAUAUUCGGAAUUGUUUUCUGUCACCCAGUUCUUUCGCGUAGAAAAACGUCACUUUCAAAAUGACGGAAGGAACCGCUACAAUUCGUACCAGAAAAUUCAUGACCAACAGGUUGUUGUGUCGAAAGCAAAUGGUUGUGGAUGUUUUACAUCCAGGUCAGCCCUCCGUUAAAAAAACGGAUAUUAGAGAAAAACUAGCCAAAAUGUACAAGGUGACUCCUGAUGUUAUCUUUGUUUUUGGAUUCCGCACCAACUUUGGAGGCGGUAAAUCCACAGGGUUUGGUCUGAUUUAUGAUACAUUAGACUUUGCCAAGAAAUUUGAACCCAAGCACAGGUUACAAAGGCACGGGCUUUAUGAAAAAGUCAAACAGACCCGAAAACAGCGUAAGGAAAAGAAGAACAGGAUGAAGAAAGUGCGAGGCACAAAGAAGACCAAGGUCGGAGCUGCUGCCAAGAAGGGAGGAAAAUAGAGUACUCAUAAGUAAUUGGUUACCUAAAUGCUGGCACUACUGUUUUUCUCUCAUUUGUCUGGACCUUACCAUCAUCUGGACCAUCAAAUCAGUAGUAUCUAAGUGCUAUUGGAGUUCAAAUGUAAUUUUUGGAAUAAGGAGUGUCGGUUUUUAAGUAAUAUAUUUUAAGGUAUA
Dendroctonus ponderosae (mountain pine beetle) is the source of this 686-nucleotide messenger RNA. It is a transcript of the gene RpS24, whose product is annotated as 40S ribosomal protein S24. Gene Ontology annotation, biological process: translation. Gene Ontology annotation, molecular function: structural constituent of ribosome. Lineage: Eukaryota; Metazoa; Arthropoda; Insecta; Coleoptera; Curculionidae. The record is from RefSeq and is a predicted model, not a curated record. Bases 105 to 512 code for a protein of 135 amino acids. The transcript is spliced from 5 exons. Gene Ontology annotation, cellular component: ribosome.